ACCAUGGGGUUACCCGACCCUCUUAUCCCCUACUUACGAUUUCGACGCUCCCCUCUCCCCUCUUCCCCGAUUCCUCUCGUCGGUCCGUCUGUCGCUCUCCCGGACCCUUCGUCUUCUUCCUCGCGCUCUCUCGUUCCUCAUUUUCUGGCGCUAGACCCUACUUCCUACCUCUCUCUCUCUCUCUCUCUCUCUAUACCUAAAUAUGACCGCCGUUGAAGAUACGCUGUGUCGGCGGCGACAUACAGGGAAAGACUGGCAUUAGGUGGAUGUCGGACGGCAGCAGAUUGGGCUGCGAAUUUUGAGGAAGGCUGCAAUCUCGGGCUCAGCCAGGUGGUGCACAGGGCGAAGGAAGGUUGUAAAGGCCGCAGUCGACGGUGUAAGACGGAGUAACGAAGCAUCAGAUGAUGGAGGAACAAACGACAACGACGACCUAGGGUUUCUCUUCUGUUGGCAGAAAGGGUCGAGCGCUGAGGAAGCUAUGCAUGAUAAGGACGUGGAAUGCCUAAGCUUAAAGAAGGGAUGCAAAGCUGAAAAGAAACAUAUUCUACUUUCUAUUACUUUGUAAGGUUGUAUCCAUAAGUUGGUAAACAUUUGGCAGCAUGCAGGGUCUAAGCACUAGCUGUGUUCAGCAAAGAUUUGCUUUAAUUAGAUGCUGUGAUUUGAAAGACAAGAAGUCUCGGCGUCGAAAAACAAGGGAGGAAAGGAGAACAUUGGUGGAGUCUUUUAUAGACAAGUACCGAACAUUAAAUAAUGGAAAAUUUCCUUCUCUUAAUCUAACACACAAGGAAGUCGGUGGGUCUUUCUACAUAGUAAGGGAGAUUGUUCGAGAUAUAAUUCAGGAGAAUAAGGUGCUGGGUCCUGGUAGUCCAAGUAUGAAAGCACUUACCCUUGAAGAUUGCUCGGAGGAACAUGAGUCAGAAAAUUUUGUCAUCAAUCCUCACUAUGAAGUGUUUACAUCAUCUAUUGAGCUUGCAGUUGAUGAGAAGCAGAUAGAAAGAUCCUCUCAAGCACACCUGGGCGAAGACAAUGAACAAUUAGUACCACCUGAUUUCAAUGAAAUUAUUGUAUCUGGUCAAAAUAAUCAUUUGUUCUCUCAUGUCGUAGAGCACAGUCCCGAUCAUUUACAGCAAUGCUCCAGUGGUGAUAAUGAGCAUGAUCAUCUAAUCAACACAGAGUCCAAGGAAGUGAACUUGAGAAAGCCAUCAUCGUGGACAUAUGACGAGACAGGAAACAAUGAAGAAAGUCGUUCUGCAGUUCACGGUGAUAUAGAAAGAAACAAAUUUCAUCAGGUUAAGCAACCAGAACCCUUGUAUGAGACUUUGUCAAUUACUUCUCCAGAAGAAGAGCUGCUGCUGAAUGAAGAUGUAAAAAACAAUUGCAAGAGUCUUGCUGAGACAGUUAACAUGUCAACAGAAAAUGGGAAUUAUGAGACUAGUACGGCAGAUGCUUUACCAGAAGAAAAGGUUUUUAUAAGCUCAUUGACCACAUCUGAUCAAUUGUUUAGUAAUUCAGCUUCCUCUGAGGAAGAAUUCUCUUCAUUGGUAUCUUCUGCUAUGAAGACUGACUCAGACAAAUUAGUUACACCCCAGGAUGUUGCGAGUAUCCAAAGUUUGUCCAAUGUGCAGGAAGAGUCAUCCAAUGACGAGCUUUCCAUUCCAAAUGGAACCGAGCUUGUAGAAAAUACCUUUCCCAGUUUAGAUGAUAAAGUAACAAACUCCAUGUCGCAGGUAUCAGAAAAUCCGAUUUUCCCUCCAUCUGGCAUUUUGCAGGCUGAGGCACCACCUGUGCCUAAGGUUUAUGAUAUGGAGAGCUCCAGGCAAAAAACUGAAUGUGCUUCUCCUGAAUCACUUUUGCCGACCAUGCAGGAAAUAUCAACGAUUCCAUUAAAGACUGGGCAUAAAACUGAAGAUAACAGUAUGGACAGGAGUAGCAGCAAGUCUGCAAAUGCUAACGAGGAGAUCCAGUCCAAAACCAAUCCAGUGUGGAAUGCAAUAAAAGCUUUUGUGACUGGUUUUAUCAAGUUUUGGUCCGAGUAGAGGUCUGCCGUAAAAAAAAAAAAAAUGUGUCAUUUGAAUCCUUUUUAUCCAUUGAAGGAUGCUCUUUUCUUGUGCAUCGAUCGCAAUUCAGUGCUCUUGGUUGUGCCUAGUCACCAUGUAAUAUGCACCCCUCUGCUCUUGUUUUUGCUAUAUUACCUGUGUUGAUGAUCAGCUGAAGCAUGCGUCGGGGUUCCUGCUUACCAUGAGUAUAGGAUGCAGCUGUAGUCAGGUAUCAUGAAUCUAUGCCAAUUUGGAUGAAUGAGGUUUGUUUCUUUUUAUCGUCAA
Messenger RNA from Musa acuminata AAA Group (dessert banana), 2321 nucleotides. RefSeq lists its product as uncharacterized. The coding region runs from base 600 to 2036 and encodes 478 amino acids. The record is from RefSeq and is a predicted model, not a curated record. NCBI's taxonomy places the organism in Eukaryota, Viridiplantae, Streptophyta, Magnoliopsida, Zingiberales, Musaceae. The transcript has 7 exons.